Messenger RNA from Dreissena polymorpha, 3385 nucleotides. RefSeq names its product baculoviral IAP repeat-containing protein 7-A-like. The record is from RefSeq and is a predicted model, not a curated record. Bases 227 to 2053 code for a protein of 608 amino acids. NCBI's taxonomy places the organism in Eukaryota, Metazoa, Mollusca, Bivalvia, Myida, Dreissenidae. The transcript is spliced from 14 exons. Gene Ontology annotation, biological process: regulation of cell cycle; negative regulation of apoptotic process. Gene Ontology annotation, molecular function: cysteine-type endopeptidase inhibitor activity involved in apoptotic process. Gene Ontology annotation, cellular component: cytoplasm; nucleus; spindle microtubule.
AAUAACCGUUUACAAGGCAAACUGAAAAGAAUUACGUCCAUUGAAAACAAAGGACACAAUUUAAUUACUGCUUCAUGCGAGAAACCAGAUUAUUCGUCGCUGUUAACACACAUUUGGAUCUGAAAAUUGUCCUCUGAAGACUUGUCCCUUAAGAAAAGAGGAAACAAAAAAGAAAAAGACACCGUUACUGCCUACGUGUGUACAUCUAAAGUCAACGGUCAACAAGAUGGUGUGCUACACGACGUCUGAAGUUUGGAUCAGCACUAGCAAGAUACCAGAAGAUUUACAAACGACCAUUGACGUUCAUCUGAUAAUUCCGUUAUUGGUAUGUAUUGCUGUGACUCAAGGCAUUAUGUAUGGUCAAAAACGGGUGACCAUACUGGCGUUAAUCAAGAUUUCAAUCCUCAUAUCAUUGACACAAACAGAAGCGUUGCGACACAGAAUUCAAGACAUAGCCAGUUUGUUCAGCCUCCAGAAGGAUAGGAUACACAAGCGAAAGGCUCGACUAGAGACGGAUGAUUGGAACAAACAUCAGUUAACAAUAACUUCAAACGAGAAUCCUAUGGAAGUUAAGUUAACCUUGUCACGUACAGAUACAAGAAAAACAAAUUCUUCUGAAGAGUUUUACACAUUAAAGGCAAAUGCUUCUCAAGUGUCUGUUAAGGAAAACAUCCCUUGGAUUUUUUCACAACAUCCAAGUCCAAAUCUGGAUAACAUUCCUGUGUUUUACACUGAACGAUUUGAACCUUUGUCCCUAAUCAUCAGCCAGAUUGCGGAAGGGAAGUCACCAAGACCUCAGGUAACCAUGAGAUAUGAACUGCUACGCCUAUGUACCCUCAGAACCUACCCAAAAGAUAACAAGCCCUUCCGGACAAAAUAUGCAGCUGCAGGAUUCUACUACGCCUCUGAUGGUGAUGGCGUUGUCUGCUACUGCUGCGGCAUACGUCGUUACGGGUGGGUGGAAACAGAUGAUCCAAUGGAGGUUCACCAAAUAAUUAAUCCAAGAUGCAAAUUUCUCAUAAACAACAGAGAGCACAAUGUACCAUCUAUUGCUAAUGGACCUUUGAGAAAGAAAGUUGCAGGUUUAGACAUCAUUCCAGACUGUGCCUUAGCCAAAUGCUCCGGAGCUGUGAGUAACAGACAUGGUGUUCCAAAUGAAAUCCCGAUGUACGAGCACAUGGCCCUUACAACAUUCAGGAAACAAUCCUUUAAUACGGAUUGGGCAAACACACAAAAAUAUUCACCAGCAGAACUGGCUGAUGGCGGUUUCUUCUUCACAGGAUUUGAAGAUUGUAUCCGUUGCUUUUUCUGUGGCAUAGGAUUAAGACGCUGGGACAAAGAAGACGACAUGUGGGUGGAGCAUGCCCGCUGGUCUCAAAACUGCACUUUUCUCAUACAGAAAAAGGGACAAAACUUUGUGGACUUCGUUAAACUGACGGGUCAACAGCUGCAUGAAACAGGAAUGAUGGCCGAGUGGUCUAAUCCGCAGGCUUUUUACUCCAGGACUCCAGGGGUCAGUGGUUCGAGUCCUGCUGAGGGCGAAUCCCAUGGUACCGGGAUGUCAGACAUUAUCUGUGAAGGUGCCGAUGCAGGUGAUACGCCAGAUCAAAUCAUUGAUGUCGUCAUUGGCGAAUCCCAUGAAAGAAGAGUUUCAGGAAUUAUCAGUGAAGGUACCAAUGCAUGUGAUGCGCCAGAUGAAAUCACUAAUGUCGUCGUUGGUGCAUCACGUGAUGAUUUUCACUCACGUCUGGUCAUGAGUAAUGUACAGUGUGCAGAAAGUUCACAACACGAAAGGGAAAGUACUGAGGGCACCUUACCAGUUAUGAGCGAAUCCCAUGAAAGAAGAGUGUCAGGAAUUAUCAGUGAAGGUACCAAUGCAUGUGAUGCGCCAGAUGAAAUCACUAAUGUCGUCGUUGGGCAGCUCUCAGGUGAUUCUACAAGAAAUAUAGAGCCUGAAAAUUCUGAUAGAGUUGUUGGUUCAGGCAACAGGGGAAGCAGCCGAGGACAGAGACGUCGUAACAGACGUGGUGGAUACAGAGGAUACAGACGCUAGGUGUCAUCGGGUUUUUGGAUUGUCCGAGGGUGGAACAGCAAUCAGUUUUCUGAUAAUUAUUUUUUUAAAGCACACUGUAUUGAUUUUUUAGAUUAAGAACUUGUAGGAAUUGUAGAAACACAUUUGCUAAUGAAUGAUUCUAUUAAUAUUGAGGGGUUUACAUGGUUUGGCAGCAAUAGGAAGCAUAUUCAUAAAAAUGCCAAGCGUGUCUCAGGUGGAGUCGGAUUUCUUGUCGGUAAUGAACUUUUACAAGAGUUUGAUAUAUCUGUUGUAAAUGACUCACACGAGGGUAUUUUUUGGUUACAGCUGAAACACAGAUGAUUAUUUAAUAUUCCCGUGUGUAUGCUAUCUGUCCCCUGAAAACUCCUCACGACAAACUGAUGUAAAUGUUGUUGUUUUUUAUAAAUUAUUGCAAAAUAUGUACCAGUAUCAAAACGAAGGUUUACCUUUAUUUGUGGAGACUUUAAUAGUCGUUGUAUAGACCAAUAAGAUUUUAUUGCAGGUGUUGACGAUUUUGUACACCGCAAUGUAGUUGAUUACAAAUAUAAUGCGGAUCAUCUUAUACAAUUUCUAAUAGAUAGUAGCAUGUGUAUGUUGAAUGGUAGAAAUUUUAUAUACAAUGACUUUACAUCAAUUUCAGUCAAAGGCUGUUCUGUAGUAGACUAUUGUUUGAUCAGUCAUGAAAACUUGCAACAUUUUACUGAUUUUAAAGUUGUACAUGUGUCUGAUAUCCUAAAUAGUGUUGGUAUUAAAGGGACUGUCAGAUUUAGAAAAUCAUCAAGAAAUGUCUGAAAACGUAUUGGAAUGACAAGUAUCGGAAUGGAUCGUAAGAAAUCAAUACCAAUGCAGGUUGUUUUAGAAGAUGGUACAGUGUCUGAUGAUGUUAAGAUUGUUCUUGCUAAAUAGCAGCAUGAUUUUUGUACACUGCUAAAUUCAGAUAAUACUGUAAUAAAUGUUGCAAAUGAUAGUACAGUAGAUAUAGCAGAUGAGAAUUUAGACUCGCCUAUAGAUAAACGUGAGAUAGUUAAAGCUUUGAGAGAUGCUAAGCAAGGGAAAGCAGCAGGUAUUGACCUAAUCCUACCAGAAUUGUUAAAAUAUAACUCAUCACUUUUUGUUCUUCAUAGUUUAUGUUAUGUAUGUUUUCAAUCUGAAAAAGUGCCAAGCUUUGGUCUAAAAGCAUUAUUUACCCAAUACCUAAAUCAUGAUGUAAGGAUCCAAGAGGACCAAUGUCAUAUAGAGGCAUUAACUUUUGUUAUUUAGACAGACUUAAAAUAUUAUUGAAGUUUAUGUCAAUCUUUCGAUUCUCUAAUUAAGUUUGUAUACCACACAUAG